UAAGAGCAGAGACAAAAUGAGGGUACUGCUCAUCUUGAUGGGUCUGGCGUGCUUGGCGAGCGCGCAGCAUCAAGCGCUGAUCGACUACUUGGAGCGCAGGCUGCUCGCCAUCGAGGACCGCAUCUCUCUGUGGCACGAACAGGCCACCCGCUACGCCUCAGAGCUGCGGGAGCUCAAGCAGCAGAUGCUGUUCCAGCUGGAGAACCUGGACAAGGAAAAAGAGACGCUGCGGGUGAACUUGGACGGCGUGGGGACCAGAGUGGAGCGGGUGGAGCGGGAGCUGGACUAUCUAGAGACCCAGAACGGAGUGCAGCCUUGCGUGGACGUGAACGAGGAAUUGAUCGAGCAGCAGGUGACACUGGUAAAGGAGAAGCACAAGACCAAGUACGCCAAGCUCACUGACUGCAGCGACAUGAUCUCCACCAUAAAGGCCAUGAAGAUCCUAAAGCGAGUCGGCGGCUCCAAGGGCAUGUGGACCAGAGACACCGGCGGGGGCUCGGGGAAGGUCUUCAUCUUCAACGGGACGGAUACAGACACCAUCUUUGAGUUUUCCAGCGUGCAAGACUUCACACGCUCGCAGGGCCUGUCCGAGUCCCGGCAGCUGAAAGUUCCCUCUGCCUGGAGCGGGACAGGCCACGUGGUCUACAACAAUCACGCCUAUCUGGUCACGCGGGCGGACGAGGUCACCCUGCUCAAGUACGACUUGAGGAACCCGUCGGUGGUGGACAGCGUAGUGUUCCCGGUCCAGGACCACGUUCCGGUGUACGGCCUGAGCCCUGAGACCGUGGUGGACCUGGCCGUGGACGAGGAAGGCCUGUGGGUCAUCUACGCCACGCGUCAGGCUGAGAAGCACAUCUCCCUGGCCAAACUAGACGCCGUCUCCCUGGACAUCCAGCAGAUGUGGGACUCCAACUGCCCCGGGGAGAACGCGGAGGCGGCCUUCGUUAUCUGCGGGACACUUUACGUGGUCUACAACACACAGCAGGCGGGACGCUCGCGUGUCCAGUGCGUGUUUGACGUCAACGACAUGGUGAGCAGCGACGACGCUCCGCUGGUCUACUUCCCCAAACGCUACGGAGCGCACGCCAGUAUCAAGUACAACCCGCUGGAGCAGCUGCUGUACGCCUGGGAUGACGGCUACCAGAUUCUCUACAAAUUGGCCAUGAAGAAGAAACUGGAGCUUUAAGACACUAGAACCCCCAGAGAGGAAGUAGUUUUGGCCGCACCGCAUUGACAACUUUCCUUUUGUAUUCAUCUUAGUGAACUUAAACUGCUGACAACCUUCUGCCAUACAGAAGGAUUAUGAACGUGUUACAAAACCAGUGAAGUUGUCACGUUGUAUAAAUGGUAAAUAACAACAGAAUACAAUGCAAAUCAUUUUCAACUUAUAUUCAAUUGAAUAGACUGCAAAGACAAGAUAUUUAACGUUCACACUGGAAAACGUUGUUCUUUUUUGCAAAUGUUAGCUCAUUUGGAAUUUGAUGCCUGCAACAUGUUUUAAAAAAGCUGGCAAAAGUGGCAAAAAAGAAUGAGAAAGUUGAGGAAUGCUCAUCAAACACUUAUUUGGAACAUCCCACAGGUGAACAGGCUAAUUGGGAACAAGUGGGUGCCAUGAUUGGGUAUAAAAGCAGCUUCCAUGAAAUGCUCAGUCAUUCACAAACAAGGAUGGGGUGAGGGUCACCACUUUGUCAACAAAUGCGUUUAAGUCGAACAUUUCUCAACCAGCUAUUACAAGGAAUUUAGGGAUUUCACCAACUACGGUCCGUAAUAUCAAAAGGCUCAGAGAAUCUGGAGAAAUCACUGCACGUAAGCGGCAAGGCAGAAAACCAACAUUGAAUGCCCGUGGCCUUCCAUGCUGCAGGCGGUACUGCAUCAAAAAGCGACAUCAGUGUGUGAAGGAUAUCACCACAUGGGCUCAAGAAGACUUCAGAAAACCACUGUCAGUAACUACAGUUGGUUGCUACAUCUGUAAGUGCAAGUUAAAACUCUACUAUGCAAAGCCAAAGCCAUUUA
Messenger RNA from Entelurus aequoreus (snake pipefish), 2013 nucleotides. Its product is annotated as olfactomedin-like protein 3A. Bases 17 to 1186 code for a protein of 389 amino acids. The record is from RefSeq and is a predicted model, not a curated record. The transcript is spliced from 3 exons. Gene Ontology annotation, biological process: signal transduction. NCBI's taxonomy places the organism in Eukaryota, Metazoa, Chordata, Actinopteri, Syngnathiformes, Syngnathidae.